GCUAGACUACCCCAUAGUGAAGCUCAGCCCAAGUUGUUCUGGUCAGCAUCGGGCGACGUCGCACCACUGACUGCCACCGCAACUUCGCUUGGAUCACGCCGCGCCGGAAGGGAACACCUGUUGCAACCCUCCAUGCCAUCAUCAUCUACAGGAGGCCCCACCACGAAUUCUGUCCCGCCACCAGCAGCCAACAUGCUCGGGCCGUCGUCGUCACUGUACAACAAGUCGCGCGCCAUGCACAGCCACAACGCGCACCACACGCAUCCGAGCGCCUUCUCCCACUCGAUUAGUGCCAGCUCUAUGGUGCACCUGGGCAGCAGUAGCAUCCAUGCUCUGGCGGUGUCGGCAACGGCGCAAGCGAGCGCCGAUUUCAAGGGCGACUUUGAGAAAAUCGACCAAGGGUUGUCCUCCGAAGACGAAGACGUACAGCACGAAGCGGCCAAGAAGCUGCGCAACUUGCUCUCAAGCGAGCGCGACCUCCUCAUCCGACAGAUGCUCGACAAGAACUGGACCCCACGCUUGAUCAAGUGGCUGCGGUUGCGAGAGCGGCCUACGCUGCAGGUCGAAGCGCUGUGGGCGCUUACCAACAUCGCCGCCGGGGCCACGGACAACACGUCGGUGUUGCUUCAAAACGGGGUCAUCCCGACCCUGGUGUCGCUGCUCGACUCGACCAACGACGAGGUAUUGGAGCAAUCUGUGUGGGUGUUGGGCAACCUCGCGGGGGAAGGCGCGCAGACGCGGGACCUGGUGCUGUCGGCGGGUGCGCUUCCACCGUUGAUUCACAACCUCCGCAAGACGCCGCCAGAGAAGCUAUCGCUGCUUCGCAUUCUCACGUGGACACUGAGCAACCUCUGCGAUGGCCAGCCCCGCCCCGUCUUCGACAUCAACGUCGUGUUGCCGUCGCUGUCCAACAUGCUGUCGAGCGCCGACACGGAGGUGCUGAGUCAUGUGUGCUGGGCGUUCUCGCAUCUGUGCGAUGGGCCAAGUACGCACAUCCAAGCGGUGGUCGACUCGGAAGUGUGCAUCCGACUGGUGGAGCUGCUUGGCCACAACUCGUGGCGUGUAACCAAGCCAGCGCUUCGCGCCAUCGGCAACAUUGUGUGCGCCGAGGAUGACCACGACUACACCCAGCACAUCAUUGAGUGCGGCGCGGUGCCGUCGCUCCGUAAGCUCAUUGCGCAUUCAAAUCGCGAGAUUCAAAAGGAGGCGUGCUGGACGCUAAGCAACAUCGCGGCGGGUACGGUGGACCAGAUCCAGUGCGUGUUGGACUCGGGAUGCAUUCCGUCGCUCAUGGGGCUGGCGUCGUCGGACGCCACGGACGCCGAAGUGCGCAGCGAGGCGUGCUGGGUCGUACUCAACGCGACUUCUUGUGGCUCGGACAGUCAGAUUGAGUACUUGGUGAACGAAGGGUGCAUUCAGAUAUUAGGCAACCUGCUGGAAGAGACGAGUAUGGUGAUGAUGGCGCUGGAAGGGUUAGAACGGAUAUUGCAGGUUGGGGAGCUCGAAGCCAAGCGAACCGACGCCCCCAACCCGUACGCAAGUCUGAUGGCGUCGGCCAACAUAGAAACGCUCGUGUCGCACAAAUCGGCCACGGUGGCCAAACGGGCCACGCGCAUUUGGCAGCAACAUUUUGUCACGUGUGCAAUCUGCUCGGGUGCGUUUUCCAAGCACUCGAACGACACGUUCUUUUGCGCCGAGUGCAAGUGCAAUGUGUGCAAGAACUGCGACUGCACUGUGUUUCAUUUGAAAUACCAGGAGAGCUUGUGGAAGGAAGAAACGGAGAAAGAGACGUCGGAAAUGAAGGCCAAAGCCGCGUCCAAGCGCAACAAGCGGCAGAAGAAGCGGCAGCGGACCAAGGAACGCAAGGCAGCGAUGCGCCAGCAGCAGACGGGCAAGAGCAAGACGUCGUCGUGCAGCUCAUCGGACGACGACGACGACGACGAUAGCACCGACGACAUGCUGCAUCAUUCGCCGCCCCUGACGAGCUCCAUGGCCCAGCUGCGUGUGCGGUCCCGCCUCGAUGACAUGGUGGACGCCAACGACAAACUCGUGUCGUAUCUGCUGGAAACUGGCUCCAUCAUGGCGCUGGCGGAGCGGCUGGACCAGGAAGACGACAGCUUGUGGACUGUUGCUGAAGAAGACCGACCUGCGAUCAUUCACGCGUAACCGGAGAAAUAUACCAUUGGUCGAAAUGUCGACUGUUUGAACGA
Aphanomyces astaci is the source of this 2210-nucleotide messenger RNA. RefSeq lists its product as hypothetical. Bases 133 to 2166 code for a protein of 677 amino acids. The record is from RefSeq and is a predicted model, not a curated record. Gene Ontology annotation, biological process: NLS-bearing protein import into nucleus. The transcript is spliced from 8 exons. Gene Ontology annotation, cellular component: nucleus. Lineage: Eukaryota; Oomycota; Saprolegniomycetes; Saprolegniales; Verrucalvaceae. Gene Ontology annotation, molecular function: nuclear import signal receptor activity; protein binding.